Messenger RNA from Nerophis lumbriciformis (worm pipefish), 1142 nucleotides. RefSeq lists its product as uncharacterized. Gene Ontology annotation, biological process: regulation of transcription by RNA polymerase II; cellular response to lipopolysaccharide. NCBI's taxonomy places the organism in Eukaryota, Metazoa, Chordata, Actinopteri, Syngnathiformes, Syngnathidae. The record is from RefSeq and is a predicted model, not a curated record.
ACUUGUCAUUGUCUAGGUGUCAUUUCCUCUUCUCAAAACAUUUAUGAUGUGGGCGACUUCCUCUUUUUGUCACGCGGCAAUAACGACACUGGCUUUGUACUUUUAUCCGGAGCGGCUGUGUGAGGAGAAAACUCACUCUUCGUUAUUGGGAUACGUCGGAUCAGCCAUGGAUGAAGAGGAGCUGCCUUCGUUAUCAACUGACAAACACAACGAGUCAUCAGGAAGAAGAGAAAUCAACCACUCCAGAGGAGCCAAAUCAUCCGAAGUAUUAUGGUCAAACGGUGUGUGUGCAGAAGGUGACAGGUCAGUGUCCGAGCUCCAACACGUCACCGAGAGUAUGAGCAUCACCUCGGCCGACCAGGAGAAGCUGCAGCUCCUCAAUAAGAACACGGAGCUCCGCAGAGUCAACAAAGAGCUGAUGAAGCUGAACGAGGAGUGGGACCAGACGUACCACAGCACCACACUGAGGCUGCAGCACAGGAUGGAGAGUUUAGAGCUGGAAAACAGCAGCCUGAAAGAGCUAAACAGCAAACUGCUGCUUAAAGUGGAGAACCAGCAGAGUGCCAAGGAUUAUUACGAGCAGGCACUCAUGCUGGAGUUGAAGAAGAAUGAAGAGCGCCAAGCAUAUAUCAGGCUAUUGGAGGGCAGAACGCACCAAAAGUGCAGUGCCUCUUCCAGGCCAGACGUGCAGGAUCUAAAAGAGCAGCUAGAGACUCUGCGGUGUCAGAACGAUAUCUAUGAGACGGAAUACCAGACGGAGCACAACAAGCACAAACACACACAGCAGGACAACCGCAGGCUGAGGAGGAAAAGGGAGGAGAUGCGCCAACAGGUGGAGCUACUGCAGGAGCAGCUCAAAGUGUAUGAGGACGACUUCCGACGUGAGCGGUCAGACAAACAGAUGCUGCAGAAGCUGCUGUUGAAAAAAAGCCUUCCUAGCAAGGAACCAGUUCUGGUGCACCGCUGCAAUAACACGUUGCCGCCACUAGAGGGAGACAAAGGCACACACAAUGAGGAGGGAGUCCACCCAGCGAGGGUACAGCACCACCUCCUCUGUCCCAAGCACCCAAACAGGGACAAAGACUGAGGAAAAAACAAUAUUCAUGUCGCAGAACUCAUGAAAAAAUUAAAGAAGACUUAAA